This is a messenger RNA of Tremella mesenterica DSM 1558, 1337 nucleotides long. RefSeq lists its product as uncharacterized. The transcript has 5 exons. Gene Ontology annotation, molecular function: hydrolase activity. Lineage: Eukaryota; Fungi; Basidiomycota; Tremellomycetes; Tremellales; Tremellaceae. The coding region runs from base 236 to 1264 and encodes 342 amino acids. The record is from RefSeq and is a predicted model, not a curated record.
AAUACCGCGAAGGUUUGGGGAGAUUUCCCAAUAUUGUCCCAUUUUUUACCCGACACCGACGAUGGCCCAGGGCCCAGGACCGACGGCCGACGGACUCUCAGUAAAAGUGACGGGUUAUGGUUAAUCUCUACUAUGACACUUUGUAUAAGAAAUGAGAACGAGGUCGAUAUGAUAAAAAGUCUUUAUCUUGAACCGCAAAACGAUACCAACGAAUUCAUCUGAACUUGCUCUCAAAAUGCCGGUAUCUUUCGAAGGUCUUGCUUACGAACGUAUAUUGUUCAAACCUGUGGAUAACUGUGAAGAUGGGGGUUUGCAUGCUGAUGUCUAUCUCCCCACUGAGAAGAAGAAUGGGUAUACUUCCUGGCCUGUCGCUAUGGCCAUCCACGGUGGUGGAUUCUGUCUUGGUGAUACAAAACAUAUAUUUGUCGGUCACUUUGAGUACCUAUUGGAACAAGGUUUCUGCGUUGUAGUGGUCGAAUACCGUCUUGCCCCUCACGCACAUCAGAAAGAACAACGUGAAGAUUGGGUAGACGCAUACAAAUGGAUCACCAGUCCUAAAGGUCUUAACGCGGCUCUUGGUUCUAAAGGUCAAGUAGACCGUGAGAGAGUGUUCGUCUGUGGAGCCAGUGCAGGUGGAGUGGCAUGUUGGUUCCUCACCAUCGAUCUUCUCGCUGCUAAAUUACCACUUCCCAAAGCUCUCUAUGUUAUUUACCCGGUUACAGACCUCAACUUGCAGUUACCUAAUCCUCCGGUAACUCCUCAACCAUUUUCAAAGUUCCCCGAAUUGGUCAAACAGCUCAGCGAGAAGGAACAGCAACAAAUCAAAGAGUUAUUUGAGGGUCCUAUUGGUACUGGAUUUUCUCUUCGCGGAGAGUUCGACCGUCCAGUUCAUCCUCGACGUGUUUGGUUCGAUUUUGCCGCCAGUAAUGGUAUGCUCGUGCCUCAAUGGGUCGACGAGUUCCCUCCUCCUUACUCUCCGGAGAAGAACAUGAUCACCCAAUUUUCAUCUGAUUUCCCUCCCACGGUACUCAUCAAAGCCAUGGCAGACAAGUUAGUCCCUACCGAACACACACAAUCGGCGUACGACAAACUCACAGAGCUGGGUGUCGAGACCAAGCUCUUCGAAGCGCGCGGGAUGGAACAUGGAGAUGUGGAGGAAACCACACGUAUCCUACAACGUUGGGGACGUGAAUUGGCACACGUCUGGUGGGAAGAAGCAUACAAACCCGCCACUGACUUUUGCAUUGCUAAAUGUCGUGCUUGAAUAAAAUGUAUCGAGUCAGAUCAUGAUAGUUUUGUGUCUCUAGGGUGACCGGCAUGUAUCUGAUUUGCAAUGA